AUCAGUGACGAGCUUCCAAAGCUAUUCAGAGAGGCAAAUGUGUUAUACUGGGUGCGUGCAUUGCUAACAUUUUCAUACGAGUACAUUGAUCAUUGUGUUUCCAAUUUGCCUGAACCUCUGCCCUUUCAUAUCCCUCGCUUGCACUUCGUUGAGGCUGGUCUCGCGUUAUUGCAUGAUCAUGCACAACCUGGCCACAAAUCAAAGUCACUGACCAUACCUUGGGCUGGGUUCCUUGUCAAAGAGUUGAUCACCGAUGAAUUCCUCAAAUAUAUCCAUAACAUGGAUUGCAACCUGAUGCUCGACCCAUACGAGGUUGGCUAUGAAAUCACUGCAUUUUUAGCUUGUACACAACAUAUACAGUACGUCAAAACCAGCGGUCUUGCUUUCAUCUCCGAUUAUCAAGGUAUGCAUCAUCAUGUCAGUCCUAUGUAUGACCUUGUAGGCUGA
This is a messenger RNA of Suillus fuscotomentosus, 447 nucleotides long. RefSeq lists its product as uncharacterized. The record is from RefSeq and is a predicted model, not a curated record. NCBI's taxonomy places the organism in Eukaryota, Fungi, Basidiomycota, Agaricomycetes, Boletales, Suillaceae. The annotation marks the transcript as partial. The transcript has a single exon.